AUGGCUCCCAUCUGGACUGCGCUGUGCGCGUUGACACUCGGCCAGGCGGUAUUGGCUGCACCUCAUCUGGAGGCACGAGCCACCGGUAGCUUAGAUACUUGGCUGGCAUCAGAGACGAGUGUUGCGCGACAGGGAAUUCUCCAUAAUAUCGGGGCAAGUGGCGUGUAUGCUGCAAGUGCAAAACCGGGAAUUGUGAUUGCGAGUCCCAGCACUGACAACCCUGAUUACUACUAUACCUGGACUCGCGACUCGGCUUUGACUUUGAAGGUUGUAAUAGAUCUUUUUAAGAAUGGCGAUGGUGAUUUACUCGACGUCAUCGAGGAAUACAUCAACGCGCAGGCCUAUAUCCAGACGGUUUCCAAUCCAUCGGGCGGUCUUUCGAGUGGUGGCCUGGGUGAACCCAAGUUCAACGUCGAUGAGACGGCGUUCACCGGCGCUUGGGGACGUCCUCAGCGUGAUGGUCCUGCGCUCCGAGCUACUGCUCUGAUCGCCUUUGGCCAAUGGUUGAUUGAUAACGGGUACACAACUCAAGCGACGAACAUUGUUUGGCCAAUUGUGCGGAACGAUCUCUCUUACGUGGCACAGUAUUGGAACAACACUGGUUUUGAUCUGUGGGAGGAGGUCAGCGGGUCUUCCUUCUUCACGAUUGCAGUGCAGCAUCGCGCCUUGGUAGAGGGAAGCAAAUUUGCCUCCCAGGUUGGCUCCUCCUGCUCGUACUGCGACUCCCAAGCACCUCAAGUGCUGUGUUUCCUGCAGUCAUUUUGGACAGGAUCAUAUACACUGGCCAACUUUGGCAGUAGCCGUUCGGGCAAAGAUGCCAACACCCUUCUCGGCAGCAUUCACACCUUCGACCCUGAAGCGGACUGCGAUGACACGACUUUCCAACCUUGCUCAGCUCGAGCGCUGGCCAAUCACAAGAUUGUCACCGACUCUUUCCGCUCGAUCUAUACCCUCAACUCGGGCAUUGCUGAAGGCAAGGCUGUUUCGGUUGGUCGCUAUCCGGAGGACACUUACUACAAUGGUAAUCCCUGGUAUCUAUGCACUCUGGCUGCAGCUGAGCUUCUUUAUGAUGCUCUCUACCAGUGGAACAGUAUUGGCUCUCUUACGAUCAACAGCGUGUCGUUAGCCUUUUUCCAGGAUAUCUAUAGCUCGGCUGCUAUGGGCACAUACUCAUCAUCGAGUGCAACCUACUCUUCCAUCGUUAGUGCUGUGAAGACUUAUGCUGAUGGAUACAUGAGCCUUGUGGAAGAAUAUGCCGUGACCAACGGCUCACUGUCCGAGCAGUUCUCCAAGUCCGAUGGUUCGCCGCUGUCUGCGCGUGAUCUGACCUGGUCAUACGCCGCACUGCUGACAGCGAACAUGCGUCGCAACUCUAUCGUCCCAGCUGCAUGGGGCGAGGCCUCCGCCAGUAGUGUUCCCGCUACGUGUAGCUCUACUUCCGCGAUUGGCACAUACAGCGCCGCAACCAACACUGACUGGCCGAGUACUUUGACCAGUGGAUCAAGUACUGCGACAGGUGGAACCACUACAACCAAGUCUACGACAACUAAAUCACCUAGCACGACAAGCACUUCCUGCACCACCCCGACAUCGGUGGCAGUGACCUUUGAUCUCAUUGCGACUACCGUGUACGGUGAAAGCGUCAAGCUAGCAGGAUCGAUCGAUGCACUUGGUGACUGGAACACGGCCGAUGCAGUUGCCCUGAGCGCAGACAAGUACACUAGCUCCGACAACCUCUGGUAUGUGACUGUCAACCUCCCGGCAGGAACUACUUUCCAGUACAAAUACAUCCGUGUCGAGAGCGAUGGAACUAUUGAGUGGGAAAGUGACCCGAACCGCUCCUACACAGUUCCGGCUGCCUGCAGCACGACAGCUGUAACGGAGAGCGACACUUGGAGGUAG
Molecule: messenger RNA, 1902 nt
Organism: Penicillium cinerascens
Lineage: Eukaryota; Fungi; Ascomycota; Eurotiomycetes; Eurotiales; Aspergillaceae
Product: putative glucan 1,4-alpha-glucosidase
Exons: 5
Coding region: 1-1902 (633 amino acids)
Biological process (GO): polysaccharide catabolic process
Cellular component (GO): fungal-type vacuole
Molecular function (GO): glucan 1,4-alpha-glucosidase activity; starch binding
Source: RefSeq, a predicted model, not a curated record